AUGCCAAACGAAGGGAACACGAGUGUUCUACUUACAAGUCUCUCUAUUAAGGGCUUUUCUAGUGUCUUUGUAGGAUUCAUGUUAGCCGUCUCCUUUGCGAUGAUGAUGACUAUGUCCCUUCCGGAUCAAUACAAAACAGCUGCUUUGGAGGACACUUGCUCAUUUAAGAACUCGACUGUCUGUCUGUCGAAACUUAUUUCGACGGGACAGAACUUCACGUUGAAACUCACCAACAUCUCCUCUGUGAAUCAGAAAGUCCACUUGUACCUUGUGUAUAAGGCGGAAGAGUCUAAGGCGCGUAUUAAAAUGCUGAUUAACACCGCUUUGUACAAAGAAACCACUAAAACGCCCACCCCGACAUACAACGACGUCACGCUCAUCAAAACGACAUCGAAGAAACAUCGCGUCUUCUGUGACAAAAAUUCGAAUUGCGAGAUGCUGUUGGCGACAGUGGAGUCUUCGAAGAAAUAUAACACAGUCUAUGCUGUUAUGAAUGUGUCACAGAUUGCUCAGUCUGCCGGAUUAACAGCACCGGCUAUAGAGUUGUUGUACGUCCAACCGCAAUACACGUCGUUUGAAGUCUUUUGGAGGAUCACAUUGUUAAUAGUGAUGUGUGUUGCGACACUCUUCUUCUUAUAUGUCUUACGUGGAAUACCAUUCAAAACGUGGUCGUUGGAACAAAAGGCGACAUUCUUGUUAAUGGUCACACUGUCGAUUACAAACAACGCAUUCUACUCAUAUGAGUUCAUCUCCGCUAACGAAUUCUUCCCAGCAAUUAACGCGAUGUGCGACUCAUUGAUGUUGGCUGCACUCUUAUUAUACAUUCUCAUCAUUUUCGACGCACUCAGAAAACCCCUCAGUCAACGAACUUUCAAGUUCUUUUACUUCCCACGAUUCGUUUUGAUCAUCUUAUUGGAAUCAUUCGUCGUCAACUUGUAUCUCUAUAACGCGGACAUCGAUGACCCUAUUAUGGUCGUCAUGAAAGACCCUAUUAACGCUACUUUAGCUAUACUCACAGGACUCCUUACUGUUGUCUACAUGUUCUGGUUGGUCUUUGCCGUCAUCAGAUCCUUCUCUGAAGCAAGAAAGCUUGGAGAGAUCGGACAGAGAAUAAGAUUAUAUGGGACUUUUACUCUUGUCGCUAUAUUCAUAUUGGUCGUACUCCUCAUUUCAAAUUACUUCGUUGGCUACAAGUCAAAUCAGGCGGUCUAUUUAACUACUAUUGCUUAUAUAAAUAUUUAUGCCCUCACUCUAAUGGUCUUCUACCUCCCUUCAAAUAAACAAGAUGAUCGCUGGAAUCAGAGAAGAAGAGAGAUCGUUCUUGAUGACGUUAAAGUCACAGAGUACGAUGAAGAUGACAAUGAAUUGGUUGUCGAACAAGAACUCACUGACAACAAGAAAGAAGAAGAGGUCAUCGGAGGGAUGAUUGACAAAGCUUCUAAAGAACAAAAAGACGACAAGAAAGAAGAGAGGAUCGAACUUUAA
Messenger RNA from Entamoeba invadens IP1, 1485 nucleotides. Its product is annotated as transmembrane protein, putative. Lineage: Eukaryota; Evosea; Mastigamoebida; Endamoebidae. The transcript has 3 exons. Gene Ontology annotation, molecular function: toxic substance binding. Bases 1 to 1485 code for a protein of 494 amino acids. The record is from RefSeq and is a predicted model, not a curated record.